This is a messenger RNA of Drosophila eugracilis, 957 nucleotides long. RefSeq names its product glutathione S-transferase theta-1 (gene GstT3). Lineage: Eukaryota; Metazoa; Arthropoda; Insecta; Diptera; Drosophilidae. Gene Ontology annotation, biological process: glutathione metabolic process. Bases 36 to 836 code for a protein of 266 amino acids. The transcript has 4 exons. Gene Ontology annotation, cellular component: cytoplasm. The record is from RefSeq and is a predicted model, not a curated record. Gene Ontology annotation, molecular function: glutathione transferase activity.
UCCCUAGUCUCACUCCGAGGAGUUCGGAUCUCGCUAUGUCGAUUUUGGCAACUUUACUGGGACUUUGCGAUGACGAGGAUCAGCUGCGAUUGGCCUUUGAGGAGGUACAAAAUCCCAGUGUCCCCUGCAGGCAGACAACGAACCUGAGGAUGUCGGCCCCGAUUCGCUACUACUAUGACCUGAUGUCACAGCCCUCGAGGGCGUUGUUCAUUAUCUUCCGGCUGAGUAACAUGCCCUUUGAAGACUGCGUGGUGGCUCUACGGAAUGGUGAACACCUAACCGAGGAUUUCAAGCAGCAGAUUAACCGCUUCCAACGCGUGCCCUGCAUCCACGAUAAUGGCUACAAGCUGGCAGAGAGUGUGGCCAUUCUGCGCUACUUAAGCGCCAAGGGAAAGAUCCCGGAGCACCUGUACCCCAAGUACUUUGUGGACCAGAGCCGCGUGGACGAGUUCCUUGAGUGGCAGCACAUGUCCUUGCGGCUCACAUGCGCCUUGUACUUCCGCACUGUAUGGCUGGAGCCGCUCCUUACCGGACGCACUCCCUCCGAGGCCAAGAUCGAGACAUUCCGCAUGCACAUGGAGCGCAAUCUCGACGUGGUCGAGGAGGUUUGGCUGGAGGGCAAAGACUUUCUCACCGGAUCCACUCUCACCGUGGCGGACAUCUUUGCAGCCUGCGAAAUCGAACAGACACGCAUGGCUGACUAUGACGUCAGGAUCAAGUACCCCAAAAUCCGUGCCUGGCUGAAGAGAGUCCGCCAAAGCUGCAAUCCGCACUACGAUGUGGCCCACGAGUUCGUCUACAAGAUUUCGGGAACGGGUCCACAGGCUAAGCUCUAAGCUCCACCAUCCAUCGGGCCAUACUGUACAUAGAUCAUUAUCAUUGCUGGGGAAUUAGAUAUUAGAAAAUAAAAAAAAAAACAACUUGUUUCUGGUUUAUAGUUGUACAAUUUAUUCUUAA